GUCAUGAUCAAAAGCAUAUGCUUCUGCAAAAUAACACAGAACGCCAUUCUGUAGUAACUAAAAAUCGUCAAAAGUUUGGCGCGAAAACAAAGUGCGCAUGUAAGAAAAGUGGCGGACUAGGUGGAGCUGGCAGCGCAGUGAAAACAGAAACCCAAACCGGUCAUGGAGGCUAGUUAACGACUGUGCGCCGCGCUUGUGAAUAGUAAUUUCACCAAGAUAUUGUGUUAUUUACGCGGACGCUAGAGAAUCGACUGAAAGAUUGCCGGUUUAAACGAAAAUGGGUGCAUAUUUGUCAGAACCGAUUACAAAGAAAGUGUCGAGCGAUGAAGUGGGCAAGAAUGUCGCAUUCGGCGCGAGUUCCAUGCAAGGCUGGCGAAUUAGUCAAGAGGAUGCACAUAAUUGUUGCAUAGAUUUUGAUGAAAAUAUUUCAUUAUUUGCUGUAUAUGAUGGCCAUGGUGGUCAUGAAGUAGCAACUUAUUGUGCAAAUAAUUUACCAGAUUUUAUUAAACAAACUGAUGCAUAUAAAAAGGGAGAUAUAAGACAAGCUUUAAUUGAUGCCUUUCUAGGCUUUGAUGCUACACUUGAAAAAUCUGAAGUAGUUAGUAUUCUCAAAGAACUCGCAGGAACAUCUACUUCAGAUAAGAAAAAAGAAGAAUUAAAUGAAUCUGAUGAAGAAGAAAAUGUUAAUAAUCUAUGUAUGGAGGCAACAAUGCCAUUGGAAGAAGUAAUAGCAAAAUAUCAAUCAGAAUCAAAUCCUAAUGUAAAAAAUGAAAAAUGUAAUAAACGAGUAUGUUCUGCAAGUCCUUAUCUACGUGGUCGAAGAGGUAAAGAAAAAGCAAGUUCUUCAUCAUCUGGUGCAGGAUGUUCAUCAUCUUCAUCUUCGUGGAAUACAAAUGAAACUGAUGUGAGUAGUUCCAGUCAACCAUGUGGAUCAACUUUAUCUAGUACAAUGGAAAGAAAAGAAUCAGAGUGUCCUGGAAACAAUGAAGCUGAACAAGUUCUUGAUUCAACUACCAGUAAUGGAAAUGCACAUGCAUCUACACCUGUAGAAUCUACAGCAGAUGUAGAAACAACAAAAAGUGCAGAUAUGCCAGAUAGUUCUGAAGAUGUAAACAAGGAAGUAACAAGUCCUGGUAAAAUUACAUCUAUAGAAUCAAAUGCAAAUGAAGUAGAAAUAAAUGGUGCAGAAUCAAAGCAAAUUGGAGAUGCAGAUAGUAGUAAGGGUGGAGGAGAUAAUGUUUCAAGUAGUUCAUGUAUCCCUAUAGAAAAUGGAGAUGCAGGACAACAAGAACGGAUAACUAGUACUGGUAGAAGAAGAAUUCAACCUGUUACAUUAUAUCAUACUCUCUUAAAAAAAGACAGUGAAGUUUCUGAAGAUGAUGAUGAUGAUGAAAAUGAUGAAACAUUUGAUGGUAUUCCAGAAAGUUUUAGUGACGAAGAUGACAUAGAAGAUAUCGAUGAAGAUGAAAGUGAUGAAGAUGAAGAUGAAGAAGAUGAAGAUGGAGAUGGUAAUAUUGAUGAUGAUGAUGAUGAUGAUGAUAGUGAAAGUCUUAUGAUGGAUACAGAAGAGCCAGGUUAUGAUAGUGGAUGCACUGCAGUAGUUGCAAUUUUAAAGGACAAUGAAUUAUAUGUGGCAAAUGCUGGAGACUCUCGUUGUGUUUUAUGUAGAGAUGGUCAAGCUAUUGAACUUAGUUUAGAUCAUAAACCUGAAGAUGAACCAGAAAUGGAACGUAUAGUAAAAGCUGGUGGAAAAGUUACAGCUGAUGGUAGAGUAAAUGGUGGCCUUAAUUUAUCAAGAGCACUUGGGGACCAUGCUUACAAACAAAAUGCAGACUUGCCACCACAAGAGCAAAUGAUUUCUGCUCUUCCUGAUGUAAGGCAUAUUACAAUUGAACCAGAAAGAGAUGAGUUUAUGGUGCUUGCUUGUGAUGGUAUUUGGAAUUUCAUGUCAAGUCAAGAUGUUGUACAAUUUAUUCGUGCUCGUUUAACUCAAAAUUAUGAAAAAUUAUCAAAAAUCUGUGAAGAGCUAUUUGACCAUUGUCUUGCACCUGAUACCUGUGGAGAUGGUACAGGAUGCGACAAUAUGACAGCUGUAAUAGUACAAUUUAAUUCAUCGACUAAUGCUGUAAUGAAUAGCACUAUUACUGACGUAUGUACUGUUAAAAGAUCACUAUCGCCAUCUAUAUCGACAGAAGAAAAUAAUGAUUGUAUUAUACAGGAUGACACAAUGAAAUCUUGUAAACGACUUAAAACUGAAGCAACUAUAUGAGAAAUGUGUUAAAUAUUAUAAACUGUUAUAAUCUUUGGAGACAGAUGAGUGAAUGUGAAUUUAUGUAAAAUUAUGUAAUUCUAUAAAAAAAAA
This is a messenger RNA of Apis dorsata (giant honeybee), 2362 nucleotides long. RefSeq names its product probable protein phosphatase CG10417. The record is from RefSeq and is a predicted model, not a curated record. Gene Ontology annotation, molecular function: cation binding; protein serine/threonine phosphatase activity. NCBI's taxonomy places the organism in Eukaryota, Metazoa, Arthropoda, Insecta, Hymenoptera, Apidae. The transcript has 6 exons. Gene Ontology annotation, biological process: protein dephosphorylation. Bases 278 to 2269 code for a protein of 663 amino acids.